GCUCCAUCCUAGCUGUCUAGCCUAUCUUCCGGUUCUGCGCUCUUGCUCCUCACCUAAUCACUUACUCUUCUCUCCGGCGUCUCCGCGACUCCGCCCAAGGCCCCCGGGGCCACGUCCAGCCAUGGUCGGCCCCGAGAUGCUCGUGGCCGCGGCGGUGAACCAGGUCGCCCGGAAGAUCAACGAGGUCGUCGGCGUGGCGCAGGGCGAGGUGAAGCUGUGCUGCAGCUUCAGCGACGACCUCGAGAGCAUCAAGGACACCCUGGUGUACAUGGAAGGCCUGCUGAAGAACGCGGAGAACAACUCCUUCGGCAGCGAGAGGGCGAACCUGCGGCACUGGCUCGGCCAGAUCAAGUCCCUUGCUUACGACAUCGAAGACAUCGUUGAUGGGUACUACUCGUCCAAGGAGCAAUAUGAGGAAAGCAGCUAUGCGCAGAAGGGAUCAUUGCUCUGCUCUUUAUCCAAUCCGAUGCUAUCAAAAGCAAGCAUGGUUUAUAAGAUGAAAUUGAAGAGGGAGUUGUUACAGACAAGGCAACAUUUACCUAGCCAGUAUCAUUUCAUCUCACAUAUUAACUCAGUGGUAAAUUUUGAUGAAAAGCAGACAACAUCAUACAGAAAUAAUGAUAUCCAAAUUGUUGGGAGGGAUCAAGACUUGGAACAUCUUAUGGACAUGUUAAUGCAGAAAAAUGUGAGAGAGCUUACCAUUAUUUCUGUUGUUGGGACACUGGGUCUUGGAAAGACAAGCCUUGCCCAACUUAUUUUCAAUGAUACAAGAGCAGAGACUUUCAGAUUCAGGAUAUGGGUUCAUGUUUCCAUGGGCAAUAUCAACCUUGAAAAAAUUGGAAGAGAUAUAGUUUUGCAAACUACAGAAAGGAUUGAGGGAAGCGUGCAGAUGCAGUCAAUCAAGAAUGCUGUUCAAGACAUACUUAAUAGGUAUAGUUGCUUAAUAGUGUUGGAUAGCUUGUGGGGCAAAGAUGAAGAAGUCAAUGAGCUGAAGCAGAUGCUGCUUACAGGUAGAAAGACAGAAAGCAAGAUCAUAGUGACCACUCACAGCAGCAAAGUAGCUGAUCUGAUAUCCACUGUGCCACCAUACAAAUUGUCUGUUUUAUCAGAAAAUGAUUGUUCAAGUAUAUUCUCUCAAAGGGCAAUGACAGGUCACAGUGACCCACUUUUCAGGGAAUAUGGAGAAGAAAUUGUUAGGAGAUGUGAAGGCAUACCCUUGGUAGCCAACUUUCUUGGAUCUGUGGUGAAUGCUCAAAGGCAGAGGCGUGAGAUAUGGAAAGCUGCAAAGGAUAAAGACAUGUGGAAGAUAGAGGAAGACUUCCCCCAAAAUAAAAUAUUGCCAUUAUUUCCAUCUUUCAAGAUAAUAUACUACAGUAUGCCCCAUGAGCUAAGAUUAUGCUUUGUAUAUUGUUCAAUCUUCCCUAAAGGAUAUGUCAUUGAUAAGAAAAAACUUAUUCAGCAAUGGAUUGCACUUGACAUGAUUGAAUCCAAACAUGGAACCUUGCCGCUUGAUGUUACUGCUGAGAAAUACAUUGAUGAACUUAAAGAUAUUUAUUUUCUUCAAGUUCUGGAGAGGACUCAGAUUAAUGCAGAAAUAUCCAAUAAUUCAGAUGAAAUGCUCUGCAUGAAUAAUUUCGCACACGAUCUUGCUAGGUCAGUUGCUGGUGAAGAUAUUCUUGUGAUUUUAGAUGCUGAGAAUGAACGUUGCAAUAGAAAUUAUGAUUACCGUUAUGCACAAGUGUCUGCUUCUAGCUUACAAUCAAUAGAUAGCAAGGCUUGGCCUUCCAAGGCAAGGUCACUAAUUUUCAAGACAAGCGGUGCAGAAUUGCAGCAUGUCAGCGAAGUUCUUUCAGUGAACAAAUAUUUGCGUGUUUUGGAUCUCAGUGGAUGUUCUGUUAAGGAGUUACCUGCUCCUGUUUUUCAGCUUAAACAACUGAGAUACCUUGAUGCUUCAACUUUAUCCAUUACAGAUCUGCCACCCCAAAUUAGUGGCUUCCAUAAGCUACUGACAUUGGAUCUGUCAGAAACUGAAGUAACGGAGCUACCAGCCUUCAUUGGGUACUUAAAGAGGCUGAAUUAUUUGAAUCUCCAAGGUUGCCAGAAACUUCAGCAAUUGAAUAACCUAGAUUUGCUGCAUGAGUUACAUUACUUAAACUUGUCAUGCUGUCCUGAAGUUAGAAGGUUUCCUGCAUCACUGGAAAAUCUCAGGAAGCUUCGUUUUUUUAACCUUUCGAAAUGUUCUAAGCUUCCAACAUUACCUGAUGAGCUAUUGCAAUCAUUCUCUAGCUUUUCUUCCAUUGUGGAUUUAAACUUGAGUGGUUUUGAGUUCCGAAUGCUCCCGGACUUUUUUGGCAACAUUUGUUCACUUCAAUUUUUGAAUCUGUCGAAAUGCUCUAAACUUGAGCUACUACCCCAAUCAUUCGGUCAGCUUGCAUAUUUGAAAGGCCUUAACCUUUCAUUUUGCUCUGAUCUUAAACUCCCAGAAUGUUUCGAAUACCUUACUUCUCUUCAGUUUCUGGAUCUCUCACACUGCUCUAGUGUAGAAUAUUUGCCAUCUUCUUUUGACAAACUUAGUAAUUUGGAGUAUCUUAAUUUAUCCCAAUGUGUUGGACUCAAAGCAUUACCUAAGUCACUUUCAAACCGUAAAAAGCUGCAAGUUGAGGUUUUUGGGUGCCAGGAUUAUAUAGUGCAGUCCUGUUCUCUAAGCUCUGGAAGUUGCCAAUCCCAUCAAUGCUCGCAGCAAAUUGAGGAAGUUGGAACAAGUACUGCUAUUUCAGAUAUCACUCCUAAGGAGCCUGCAAACGGAGACAAGGCAGAAGGAAUAAGUGCAUCAGACGCUGAUGAAGUUGAUUAUCCACAAAAUAAUCUGAAGCAAAAAAUGGAAUUUGCUUAUCAUAUGGAUGAACAGAAAAGUGAAGAGCCUAAAUUUAUUAACAAGCCAAACUCAAAUGGAGAGAUAGUACAAGUAAUCCCUGGAAACCAGUUCUCAUCAUCUCCACCUCGUUUUUCUUCUGUUGCAUCAAGUUCAAGUGCAGCGUUUGCAUCUGGCUUUUCUUCAGAUGUCUCAGUAGCCGAUCAUCCAUUGUCCAAUGAUGAAACAGCAGGUUUGCAGCCCGACAAGAAAUUCAAGGAGCCUCAAGCGUUGGCAGAAGAUGACCGGAUUUCUGAACAACAAGCAUCGUCAUCACACAUGCUGGCGCAUCCACAUGAAGUAACUGCUGCCAAACGAAGCAAUGUCGACCAUAUUACUGAAUACAGUGGAGAAUAUCUCUUCAGUGUGCAGUGCAAUGGGUCGAACCAAGGGAUUGCGUGAUACAGCAAACCAAAUGAAAGACAUUUUGUCCUGGAUGGAGGUUAAUGCAGUACUCACACGAGAGAAGAGAGUUGUUGCUUUUGAUACCGAUAGUCAAGGAGGAGCAGUCCCAUCUUGUGUGUCGUUGUGAUUUGUGAAAGCAUGCGGCCUGCCAAAGGCCGAAGGGGCUGGGUGCUCUGUUUGCUGCCAGCAUAGGAGCCUCUGCUCUCGCUGCUGCUCACCUCAAUGAGUACUGCGACUCCCUGGUCAAAAGUUUUUUAAAAGAAAAUUGAUGUCCAUGGCAAUUGACAGGAGAGCUCGGGCUCUUGGACGUCUACUACUCUAUAUCAUGCUGAUGUAGUCAUUUUCUUUUCGCGUGUACGGAACAAUAUAUUUUUGUCAAGUACCAGCGGAGAUUUUGUUUCA
Molecule: messenger RNA, 3718 nt
Organism: Setaria italica (foxtail millet)
Lineage: Eukaryota; Viridiplantae; Streptophyta; Magnoliopsida; Poales; Poaceae
Product: putative disease resistance protein RGA1
Exons: 5
Coding region: 122-3313 (1063 amino acids)
Biological process (GO): defense response to fungus
Molecular function (GO): protein binding; ADP binding
Source: RefSeq, a predicted model, not a curated record